Messenger RNA from Pedinophyceae sp. YPF-701, 1248 nucleotides. Lineage: Eukaryota; Viridiplantae; Chlorophyta; Pedinophyceae. The record is from the annotation of a GenBank genome assembly.
AUGGAAGGCGCGAAGAUGGAGUUCAACAAGCUGAACAAGGAGAUUGCUGCCUUGCGCAAGGCCAAGGAGGACGCGUCCGAGCUGAUGGAGAAGAGCAAGGCCAUGAAGGAGACGAUCAAGCAACUCGAGGAGCAAGCGAAGACUGCCGAGGACGCCCGGGAUGCUGCGAUCCUGCCCAUUGGCAACCUUGUGCACGACAGCGUGCCCGUCAGUGACGACGAAGCGAACAACGUCGUCGUGCGCACGUGGGGCACACCCAGGAAGGCUUCGGACGGUCAAAAGCUGUUCAAUCACGUGGACUUGGUGCAGAUGCUCGGAAUCGUCAACCUCGAGAAAGGAACAGAGGUCGCCGGGAAUCGUGGAUACUACUUGUUGGGCGAGGGGGUGCUGCUGAACCAGGCGCUGAUCAACUGCGCGAUGCAGUUCCUGUGGAAGCGGGGGUACAAGCCGGUGCAAACACCAUUCUUCAUGCAGAAGGAUGUCAUGGCGCAAUGCGCGCAGCUCAGUCAGUUUGACGAAGAGCUCUACCAUGUCACGGGCGAGGGCUCGGACAAGUACCUGAUCGCCACAUCGGAGCAAACCCUGUGCGCCCUGCACCGCGGGCUUUGGAUGGAACCUGCGGAUCUUCCGCAGCGCAUGGUGGGAUACAGCACGUGCUUCCGCAAGGAGGCGGGAUCUCACGGGAGGGACACGCUGGGCAUCUUUCGUGUGCACCAGUUCGAGAAGGUCGAGCAAUUCGUCGUGUGCAGCAGCGAGAACAACCAGAGCUGGGAGAUCAUGGAGGAGAUGAUCAGCAACGCCGAAGAAUUCUACCAAGCGCUCAACAUCCCCUACCAGGUGGUCAACAUCGUCUCGGGAGAGCUCAACAACGCCGCGGCGAAGAAGUACGACCUGGAAGCGUGGUUCCCAGCAUCCGAGACUUUCCGGGAGCUCGUCUCGUGCUCGAACUGCACCGACUACCAGUCCCGUCGUCUCGACAUCAGGCUGAGGACGCCCAAGCAGCCCGGUGUCGAGCAGAAGAAGGAAUUCGUGCACCUGUUGAACUCUACGCUGAGCGCCACGGAGCGCGCCUUGUGCUGCCUUCUCGAAAACAACCAGACGCCGGACGGUGUCAAGGUGCCGGAAAUGCUUCAGCCCUUCAUGAUGGGCAUCGAUUUCAUCCCGUUCCGAUACACGCUCGACAAGAAGGGGAUCCCGAAGCCCAUCAAGAAGCCUGCCGAGACAGAUGCGUCCAUGGGGUCGCGCUGA